GAAGAGGCUCUAUGUGGUUAUUAUCUCUUUGGGGAUCCUGAGUGUUGGCCUCCUUACUGGACUCAUCAGCCUUGGUUUCCACACUCAUGCAUUAUCCAGCUCGGCAGCAGGUCUCUGUGAUACGAAAGACAAUCUGACUGAUCGUCUCCAGGCCAGCAAUGACCAACUUUCUGUCAUGACUAAAGAAAGAGACCAGUUGAAUGCAAACCUCUUGGAAAUGUCUAAUGAAGUGACCAGGCUUCAGAGUUUGUUGAAGAAAAAGAGAACCUGUCCUGCAGACUGGAGCAUGUUCAGCGGUUCUUGUUAUCUCCUCUCUACAAAGUCUGGCACUUGGGAUGAAGGCAGAAAGGACUGCAAGGACAAAGGGGGAGAUUUGGUGGUGAUAGACGACGAUGAAGAACAGAAAUUUGUUUUUACCCUUACUCGGUGGUCAACAUGGAUUGGUUUGACUGAUCGAGAAACGGAGGGAUCCUGGAAGUGGGUUGAUGGYACUCCUCUGAGUUCUGAGUAAGUUUUUCCUUUUUUAGAUUAAUCCUGACUGUGACCCAGAAUGGGAUUGUUUUACWUUAGUUUGUACCAAGGC
Molecule: messenger RNA, 583 nt
Organism: Poecilia reticulata (guppy)
Lineage: Eukaryota; Metazoa; Chordata; Actinopteri; Cyprinodontiformes; Poeciliidae
Source: RefSeq, a predicted model, not a curated record